This is a messenger RNA of Microtus oregoni (creeping vole), 2015 nucleotides long. RefSeq names its product corticotropin releasing hormone receptor 2 (gene Crhr2). Gene Ontology annotation, cellular component: dendrite; plasma membrane; axon terminus. The transcript has 12 exons. Lineage: Eukaryota; Metazoa; Chordata; Mammalia; Rodentia; Cricetidae. Gene Ontology annotation, biological process: cell surface receptor signaling pathway; adenylate cyclase-modulating G protein-coupled receptor signaling pathway; long-term synaptic potentiation. The record is from RefSeq and is a predicted model, not a curated record. Gene Ontology annotation, molecular function: corticotropin-releasing hormone receptor activity; peptide hormone binding; G protein-coupled peptide receptor activity. The coding region runs from base 172 to 1407 and encodes 411 amino acids.
UCCGCGGCUAGGCGUGAUCGCUUGCGGCGCCCCGGAGCUGCCCGACUGGUCCGGGGUAGGCGGGCGGGGAGCGGGACGCUGCGCUCUCUGGCCGCUCCCCGUCGCGCCCGCUCCCUCGCAGCCACGCGGGGCGCGCACUCCCACUCCCUCCGCGCGCGGCUCCGGGGCGCAAUGGACGCGGCGCUGCUUCACAGCCUGCUGGAGGCCAACUGCAGCCUGGCGCUGGCCGAAGAGCUGCUCCUUGACGGCUGGGGGCUGCCCCCGGACCCCGAGGGUUCCUACUCCUACUGCAACACGACCUUGGACCAGAUUGGAACCUGCUGGCCCCAGAGCACGCCCGGAGCCCUAGUGGAGAGACCGUGUCCCGAGUACUUCAAUGGCAUCAAAUACAACACGACCCGCAAUGCCUACCGAGAAUGCUUGGAGAAUGGGACGUGGGCCUCAAGGAUCAACUACUCACACUGUGAACCCAUUUUGGACGACAAGCAGAGGAAGUAUGACCUGCAUUACCGAAUCGCCCUCAUUGUCAACUACCUAGGCCACUGUUUUUCCGUGGUGGCCCUAGUGGCCGCUUUCCUGCUCUUCCUGUUCCUGCGGAGCAUUCGCUGCCUGCGGAAUGUGAUCCACUGGAACCUCAUCACCACCUUCAUCCUGAGGAACGUCACGUGGUUCCUGCUGCAGCUGAUUGACCACGAAGUUCACGAAGGCAAUGAGGUCUGGUGCCGCUGUAUCACCACCAUCUUUAACUACUUCGUGGUCACCAACUUCUUCUGGAUGUUUGUGGAGGGCUGCUACCUGCACACUGCCAUCGUCCUGACGUACUCCACGGAGCACCUGCGCAAGUGGCUCUUCCUCUUCAUUGGAUGGUGCAUCCCCUGCCCAAUCAUCAUCGCCUGGGCACUCGGCAAACUCUACUAUGAGAAUGAACAGUGCUGGUUUGGCAAGGAACCUGGUGACUUGGUGGACUACAUCUACCAGGGCCCCAUCAUCCUCGUGCUCUUGAUCAAUUUUAUAUUCCUCUUCAACAUCGUCAGGAUCCUGAUGACAAAAUUACGAGCAUCAACCACAUCCGAGACAAUCCAGUACAGGAAGGCAGUGAAGGCCACCCUGGUCCUCCUCCCCCUGCUGGGCAUCACCUACAUGCUCUUCUUUGUCAACCCUGGGGAGGACGACCUGUCACAGAUUGUGUUCAUCUAUUUCAACUCGUUCCUGCAGUCUUUCCAGGGUUUCUUUGUGUCUGUCUUCUAUUGCUUCUUCAAUGGAGAGGUGCGCUCAGCCCUGAGGAAGAGAUGGCACCGCUGGCAGGACCAUCACUCCCUCCGAGUGCCUGUGGCCCGGGCCAUGUCCAUCCCCACAUCCCCCACCAGGAUCAGCUUCCACAGCAUCAAGCAAACAGCUGCCGUGUGACCCUCUGUCGUCUCUCUGUCGUCACUGCACCACUGAGGCAGCUUCCCCAUCCUCUACAGCCUUCCCCUGGGUCCUCCUUGCUCCACUGGCCCUUGGGGUGCAGGAGAAGGAGAGGAGAGAUCAACUCUCCAGUCUGGAAGGAAAGGAAAGCUAUGGAAGGGGGCUCCAAAGGACUAGGGCCCGGGGCAGCCACACGUCUACAAGCAAGAGGGAGCAGAGGAACAUGGCGGGCCCCCUCACUUCACCACAUCUUUGCACACCUGGCCUCUCCUGCGAAUCCUCACUGAAGCACCAUUUAUAUAGGAAAAAAACCGAGGUGCGGAGCAGGCAAGGGCUGGCCAAGUCACCCAGUUACUUGGACCACCCUCAGCACCUACAGUUGGCUCUGCUUCUGGUUCCACACUUAUGGUGCCCUCCCUUGAGGGUGCCCUCUGGAGGUGGGGGAGGCAAGAAUUAACUUAUCUGGCUUCAUGGCAGAGACUGUCUAGCAGAGAAGCCUCCCUCCUCAGAAGCAACCCUUCACCAAGCUGCCGCUCCGCUCUUUUCCCAGUCCUCCUGCCCCUGUGUCUCUAGGAGAGUGCUCAGUCUGCUGUCCUUCCUGGGAAACA